CAACCAAGUUAAAUAAUGAAGGGUUGCUGUGAAGGAAAAAAAACAAAGUUGGAUUUAAAGGCACCUGAUACGAGCAAGAGAGACCAAGCACUCGGUUUUGAAAUAGUAAAUGGCAGAGAAAAUGACAGCACCUGGCAAGGAAGAGAAAGUAUGGAGUGAAAGCAAGAAAAUGGAAGGACGGGAUAGUUGGAGGACUCUAGAAUGCCUGAGAGGAAGAUUGCUUGCAGAGAGACAAGCUUCAAAGAUUGCUAAAGAGGAGGCAGAACUCAUGGGCAACAAGUUAAUAGAGCUAGAGAACAAACUCAGAGAAGAAACCAGAUUAAGGAAAAAAGCUGAGAAGAAGCAUAAACUCUUGAUGAAGAAGCUCGAGUCUUUGAAAAUCUCACCUACAUUAGAGGGAUCAGAGAAGUCAAGUUUAUCUGACAAUAGUGGAUUUUCUAGCACAUCAUCCACAAGUACUUCAGGCCACAAAGACCCUGAAGAAUCUGAAUCCAAGCCCCAAAGCACAAUCCAAGCACUCUCACUAGAUAUGAAAGACAAUGGCUCCGAAACAACUACAUCCAAUCAAAAUGCGUGUAUUGUUUUGGAUUCCAUUCAAGAGAGUACUGGCACUCAAGAUACUCAAAAUUCAAAUUCUGAACAUAACCUCAAAGACUAUUCCUUGGAUAAAUCUAGCCAUGAAUCCAUGGCAUGUUCCCAAGAUUCAAAAGCUGAUGACCUAAGUUCUUCGAGCAUCAAAGCUUCAGUGGUGGAGAUGGAGACAAAUGCAGGAAUUGAGAGUGAUAACGAGGACUAUGUGGAUGAUUCUUUGGCAUUAGUCCCCAUGAGUUUUCCAGCAUCUACCAAGAAAAAUGAGUUGAGGAUAGUUAAAAGAAGUGUUAUUGAAGUUCUUGAUGCCCUAAGGCAUGCCAGGGAGCAGAUACAAAGCUCAAUGGAGAGCCGACACAUGAUUAGAGUUGGCCCAUCUUGAAUGCAUGUUUGUUAAAUGCAAGUGAUGUGAGUUGUAUAGAUAACAACAUAUUUAGCUGAAAGCCACAUUAGGAUGGGCCUCUAUGUUCUUUUUGCAUGGAAGCAAGAAAUGGCCAAGCAUGACGAGGAGGGUAGAGUACUGGCUGGCCUAAUUAGUAUCGCCGCAUUGAUCAUAGGGUUGAAUGGGCAAUAAAGUUUUAUGAUAUUGAACAUCGAAGAAAGCAUGUGAUGUGGGGAAUCAUCAAGGAUGUGCUGUCCAGUUGAUGCUGGACCUGGUGAUGAUGGUCAUAUUCUUUCUUGUUUUCAUUCUGCUUUUUGAGUUUGAUUAGACUUUGACGGUUGAAUGCGGUCACUUUUUGGUUGA
Molecule: messenger RNA, 1333 nt
Organism: Populus euphratica (Euphrates poplar)
Lineage: Eukaryota; Viridiplantae; Streptophyta; Magnoliopsida; Malpighiales; Salicaceae
Product: suppressor protein SRP40
Exons: 5
Coding region: 110-970 (286 amino acids)
Source: RefSeq, a predicted model, not a curated record